CUCCUGAGGUGCUUCUUGAAGGUAGAGAGGGACGCCCCUUAAAGGUUUGAUCUUAAUUCUCCUAUUUUCCUCGACUCCUUCUUCUAAGCCACGCAGCGGAAAACACCUCCCGCUGGAGGUAGGCCUCAUGACCAUGGUCUCCGAGCUGCCAGAGUGCUCCAACAUCCUCAAGCUUCUGGAGUGGUUCGAGGGGCCCGACGUCUUCGUCCUCAUCCUGGAGCGCCCCAUACCCUGCAUGGACUUAUUUGACUACUGCCUAAAGGUCCAGGGGCGCCUCAGUGAGCAGCAGGCGAGGGACAUCUUGCGCCAGGUGGUCCUCGCCGUGAAACACUGCCGUGACCGCGGGGUUUUACAUCGCGACAUAAAGCCAGAGAACCUUUUGGUCAAUACGGAGAACAUGUCUGUAAAGCUGAUUGACUUUGGCUGCGGGGACCUUUUGAGCGAGAGCCCCUUUGAUGCCUUUGCUGGCACGGAGGAGUUUAGCCCACCCGAGUGGGUGUUGCACGGCAAGUACGAGGGCCGCCAGGCCACCGUUUGGUCCCUGGGAGUGCUGCUCCAUCUCCUGGUCUCUGGCGAGCUGCCAUUUGUGGACGAGGAGGAGAUCGUCUCUGGACCUUUGCGGUUCAGGAGGGAACUAUCCUGGGAACACCUGGACAAGAAAUGUCCACAAGAACUGGCAUGGGGGUCUAUUAGGUCCACAAGCACAAAACAGGGGCAGCUAACAUCUAAACAAUACCCUUCAGAAAUUGAGGAGAUUCAGCAGAGUUGGUUGAUUGAGACUUUGAGGUCUUUCACUGGCUCUCCUAACCUGGCUGGGUUUAUAAUUCAGCAUGAAAAAGGCACCCUGUACAUGGAGCAGGCAGCACCUACCAUCUCAUAUCUGGCCUUCUCCAGGGAACAAUCUUUGUAACAUCGUCAGAAUAACCCCCAGAAAUGACCAGGUGCAGCAGGGCUGGUUGAUAGUCACUCUCCCAGCCCUGCUGUUGGCUGCACACCCAGCCAGUACGCCUGUGUCUUACAAGUACCACGGACUGGGCCGGUUGUGGGAAGCACUUUGCAUUUCAUGAAAAGGGCUGUUCCAGAAAAGCAUUCCUCCAACCCAUGUCGCCAUCCUCUCCACCGUAGCCAGUCGCCUCAUUUGGCAAUAAAAUCAUUUUCAAUCAAAUUUCAAUAAAAAUGUUUUAUACAA
Clupea harengus (Atlantic herring) is the source of this 1189-nucleotide messenger RNA. RefSeq names its product serine/threonine-protein kinase pim-3-like. Gene Ontology annotation, cellular component: cytoplasm. The record is from RefSeq and is a predicted model, not a curated record. Gene Ontology annotation, molecular function: ATP binding; protein serine/threonine kinase activity. Lineage: Eukaryota; Metazoa; Chordata; Actinopteri; Clupeiformes; Clupeidae. Gene Ontology annotation, biological process: negative regulation of apoptotic process; protein autophosphorylation; regulation of mitotic cell cycle. The transcript has 5 exons. The coding region runs from base 128 to 910 and encodes 260 amino acids.